AUGAUUCCAUUCUUCAAAAUCGGAAUCGUUCUUAUAAGACAAGUAAGCAAACCCAUAUCAGGAUACAUAAAAAAGAAAGCGAUAGAAAAUAAAAAAUUCAAAAGCAUAUGUAUAUACUGUGGAAAAAAAUAUUACUUCUUCGAGCAAUACAUUCAGAAGAAAUUUUACAAUGCAAAUGCCACCAACGUUAAUUAUAGCUCUUAUAUAAGUGAGACCAAGUCCGUUAAUGUAGGAAGUGAACUCUUAGGAGAGACAAUCAUUUUCCUCGUGGCAGCACUAAUCAUUGUAGCAGAAUACAAAAGGAAUAGUUUGAAGGAAGCAAAAAAGGAAAUGAUUUUAAACCAUAAGCUGGAAACGCUAAAAUUACAAGUACUGGAAUUGCAGAAGGAAAAUGACGAAAUUAUGAACGUCGUUUUUCCCAAUAGGAAAAAUGUGCGUGAUAGCAGAAGCUUCAACAUUACGCACUCCAAUUUUUUUAAAGAUAUUUAUAACAGAAUUGUGGGUAACCCAGCGGAGGAGCAGCAGGCUGAGACCGAGCGGACAGAAAAGGACAAAGUGGAGGGGUAA
Plasmodium fragile is the source of this 567-nucleotide messenger RNA. RefSeq lists its product as uncharacterized. The transcript has a single exon. NCBI's taxonomy places the organism in Eukaryota, Apicomplexa, Aconoidasida, Haemosporida, Plasmodiidae. Gene Ontology annotation, biological process: regulation of lipid metabolic process. The record is from RefSeq and is a predicted model, not a curated record. Gene Ontology annotation, cellular component: mitochondrion. Bases 1 to 567 code for a protein of 188 amino acids.